AGUCAGGAGCAGGCGGCGGCGCUGCGGCCGCGAGGGAGGGCAGCGAGAGCAGCAGGGCCGGACGAGGAUCCCCGCGCCAGCGCAGCCGGCUCUACCGCGGCGGCGUUCCGGCCGACGCUCGGGACCCUGCAGGCGGUGUCGCAGGGAGGCGACAACAGGUGUCCCUGGGGACGGUGCUUCCCCCGCCACCCCGCUCCGCCCCGAGUGAAACUGGGUCUUGGCGUUCCGCUCCACCUUCGGGGUGUCCGGAGACAGGACCCUUGCCUGGCCUCUCAGGCGCGCUGCCCGCUGGACAGCGCCCAGAGGCGGCCUGGACCCGGCAGACCCUGGCUUUGGAUGGAGUUUCCUCCGCGCGUUGCCAAGCAAUUUGCUGGACACCCGCCUCUUACUGGGUGAAGAAGAGUUGAAGAUGAGAGAGAUAGAGACAGAGAGAGAAUGAGAAUGUGCUGAAUCCUGGCUCUCCCUGAAAGAGGCGCCGCUUUCGUGCUGUGGUCUGUGCACAUUCACCAUCUGAACGAACUGGCUUUCUCAGCACUUUCUCUGCCAAAUGCCAGCCAGUGUAGUAGGACUAUCAGCAGCUUUCAAUCUGCCUGAACUUUGAAAUUUCUGCCCGGCAGAUUAGCCAGAGGCAAGAGGGACCAAUCUAUCUACGUUCUGAGCGCCACCCUCUACAAGACCCUCUUAACAGAGCCGAGGCCCAAGUUCACUGUGCUCGCAUUCCCCCACCCCAGACAUUACUCUGGGGUCUGCCUGAGGCCAUCAAUGUGAAGAUGACCAGUGCCUUCCUAGCAUGACGACCUUGGACCAUGUGAUCGCCACCCACCAGUCAGAGUGGGUCUCCUUCAAUGAGGAGCCACUCUUUCCUGUCCCUUCUGAGGGGGGCACGGAAGAGCACGUCCCAGCACCGUCGUCUUACUCAGACCAGUCUGAGAACUCCUCUGGGGAGAACCAUGUGGUGGAUGGAGGCUGUCAAGAUCUUUCCCACUCAGAGCAGGAUGACUCCUCUGAAAAGCUGGGUCUCAUCUCUGAAGCGACCUCCCCUCCUGGGAGCCCCGAGCAGCCCUCACCUGACCUGGCCUCGGCUAUCAGCAACUGGGUUCAGUUUGAAGAUGACACCCCCUGGGCCAGCACAUCACCACCUCAGAAGGAAACAGCCCUGCCACUGACCAUGCCCUGCUGGACGUGCCCUUCCUUCGACUCCCUGAGGAGAUGCCCUCUGACCUCCGAGAGCAGCUGGACCACACAUUCUGAAGACACCAGUAGCCCCAGUUUUGAUCCCUCAUACACAGACCUGCAGCUCCUCAGUGCUGAGGAGCAGAUGAGUGGCAAGGCUUCUCAGGCUGGCUCGACUGAUGAGAGGACGGAGUGGCAGACAGGCAGGCAGACGGCUGUGAGUCCUGUUCAAGCAUGCACGGAGCAUACCUCUACCUGCACCCGGGGCCUGGACCCCUCGCCACCCCUACCCAACCCCAGGAGGAGCCAGAGCCCCUGCGAGGGACCGGAAGGGGACUCUGUUCCCAAUGACAGUUCUUCCUCAGUCCAGGAAGAUGAAGAGGUAGAGAUGGAGGCCAUCAGCUGGCAGGCCAGUAGUCCAGCCAUGAAUGGACAUCCUGCCUCUCCAGUAACCUCUGCUCGUUUCCCCAGCUGGGUCACUUUUGAUGACAAUGAGGUCAGCUGCCCUUUGCCACCAGUCACCUCUCCCCUGAAGCCAAACCCACCACCUAUUGCAUCUGUGACCCCAGAUGCACCUCGUCACUCAGCUGGGUCAUUUAAGAAGAGGGAACGUCCCAAGAGCACUUUGAUGAACUUUUCCAAAGUUCAGAAACUGGACAUUUCAUCCUUAAACCAUCCGCCUUCCGUAACGGAGGCUCCACCUUGGAGGCCAACCAAUCCUUUCCUGAAUGAGACUCUGCAGGAUGUCCAACCCUCCCCUAUCAACCCUUUCACUGCUUUCUUUGAGGAGCAGGAGAGGCGCUCCCAGAACAAUUCCGUUUCCAGUGCCACAGGCAAGAGCCAAAGGGAUUCUCUCAUUGCCGUCUACCAGGAUGCCAUCUGUUUUGAUGACUCAAGCAAAACCCAGUCCCACUCUGAUGCUGUUGAAAAACUCAAGCAACUCCAGAUUGAUGACCCUGAUCAUUCAGGCAGUGCGACGCUACCAGAUGAUGACCCCAUAGCCUGGGUUGAACUAGAUGACCACCCACCUGGUUCAGCACUGUCCCAGCCCAGAGAUGGGUGGCCAAUGAUGCUAAGGAUCCCUGAGAAGAAAAACAUCAUGUCGUCUAGGCACUGGGGACCCAUCUACAUCAAACUAACAGACAGUGGUUACCUGCAGCUGUAUUAUGAGCAGGGUCUAGAAAAACCAUUCCGUGAGUUCAAGCUGGAGAUCUGCCAUGAAAUUUCGGAACCCCGGCUCCAAAACUAUGACGAGAAUGGCAGGAUCCACAGCUUACGAAUAGACCGUGUCAUCUACAAGGAGAAGAAGAAAUACCAGCCCAAACCUGCUGUGGCCCACACAGCAGAGAGGGAACAAGUGAUUAAGCUGGGCACCACCAAUUACGACGACUUCCUGAGUUUCAUCCGUGCCAUUCAGGACCGGCUUAUGAAUCUGCCGGUGUUGUCAAUGGACUUGAGCACAGUUGGCUUGAACUACCUGGAAGAGGAGAUUACUGUGGAUGUCAAGGAUGAAUUCUCUGGCAUUGUGAGCAAAGGAGACAACCAGAUUCUCGAGCACCAUGUCUUGACGCGGAUCCACAUUCUGAGUUUCCUCUCUGGGCUGGCAGAGUGCCGCCUGGGUCUCAACGAUGUCCUUGUUAAAGGGAACGAGAUAGUUUCCCGGCAAGACAUCAUGCCCACCACCACCACCAAGUGGAUCAAGCUCCAUCAGUGCCGUUUUCAUGGGUGUGUGGAUGAGGACAUAUUCAGCAGCUCACGGGUUAUUCUUUUCAACCCUUUGGAUGCCUGCCGCUUUGAGCUCAUGCGGUUCAGGACAGUAUUUGCAGAGAAGACCUUGCCUUUCACACUCAGGACGGCAGCAAGCAUCAAUGGGGCGGAGGUGGAGGUGCAGAGCUGGCUCAGGAUGUCAGCCGGCUUCUCCUCUAACCGAGACCCUCUCACUCAGGUUCCCUGUGAGAAUGUGAUGGUUCGAUACCCCGUGCCCAGUGAGUGGGUGAAAAACUUCCGCAGGGAAAGCGUCCUGGGGGAAAAGUCUUUAAAAGCCAAAGUGAACCGGGGGGCGAGUUUUGGCUCAGCCAGUAUGUCUGGCUCUGAACCUGUCAUGAGAGUAACUCUGGGAACUGCCAAGUAUGAACAUGCCUUCAACUCCAUUGUGUGGAGGAUAAACCGACUGCCUGACAAAAACUCAGCUUCUGGUCACCCUCACUGUUUCUUCUGCCACCUUGAACUUGGCUCUGACCGGGAAGUGCCUUCCAGAUUUGCCAGUCACGUGAAUGUGGAGUUCAGCAUGCCCACAACUUCUGCCUCCAAAGCCGCUGUAAGAUCCAUCUCCGUGGAAGACAAGACUGACGUCAGGAAGUGGGUCAAUUAUUCCGCACACUACAGCUACAAGGUGGAAAUUGAGCAGAAAAAGAGUUUGAAGCCAGAUUUUGAAGGAGAUGAAAUGGAAAAUCCCAAGGAGUGUGGGGUCCAGUGAUGAAGCCCUUUUGCAGGGGGGGCCUGACCCAAGCAUCAUGACAGGAUGUCUUCCUGAGCAGCUGGAGUUCAAGGCAGUACCUACCAUGGCUACUCCUUACUGGAACAGUAUGUUGGACUUUCCUGUUUGUGGUUACCUGUAAUCUCACAGGAAACCUUGAGGUGACUGCUUUGGAGAGACUCUGAUAUGCCUGAAGCAGGUGGUUUCCCUGACUUCUGGAGCUUGUUGUCUAAUUAAGCCUCCUUCUCUUUGCUCUGUUGAUCUCGUAGCUCUUGAGUGUGGCUUGUUGUGACUACUGGAGUUAGGAAGAGAACCUUCCACAUCAGUGUUGGCAGGAUUUCCUUCUGGUGUUCAUCUGUCACUUCCAUGAUUUUCUAGAAAACACAGUCUUGAGAAUCCCCCUCUGUCAUGCCCUCUAGAAAAGGUUCAGAAGAGGUACAAAACAUAUUUCCUUUUUGGGUCUACUAGGCCUUUGGUACAUGUCUCUAUUCUUGCAAUGUUAAUGCUAUGCAACAGAAGUUUUCGAGACAUUUCCCUCCUGGUUUGGGAUCAUUUUGAUGAAAACACUUUUUCCAUCUCUCUAGUCCCAGGGUUCACCACCCUGAGUCACAGUAGACAAUGGAAAAAGGCACAACAGGAUACUUUUUUAUUCUGUGAUUAGCCCCAUAUUCGGCAAAGGGUGGCUAUGAAAGGGAAAGCAAAAUUGAGCUUAGUUUUCUUCAUUCUGGGGGAAAAGAGACAUUAAUUAUAAGAUUAUAUUCAAUUCAGGAGACAUUUUCAAUCUCAAUGAAUUCCCAAAUUCACACUGAAAAACAUUGGCCAUUUCCGAUUCCUGAAACAAAUGGAUAUAUGGAUAUAUAUAUAUAUAUAUAUAUAUAUUAUACCUCAGGCAUUUGUCAGGAGCACUUGGGAGCGCUUUUUAUACCUCAAGCCUAUAGACAGUUGCAUGUCUCUUUGACUCAGACUUUACAUGGAAUAUAAGUGGAAAAGAUCAUUUUAAGAGCUGUUUUAAAACUGAACUUAUAUGAUCUUUUCCCUAAAAUUCAGAGUUCGAUAUUCAGAGUAUUGUAACAGAUCUACAAGGCAGAAGUCUCUAGGGUAGAAAUGGGGGAAAGCCAUAUUUUUCUAAUGUUGAGAAUAUUAGUCCCAGUCCCAAGAAUGUAGGACACUCAAUUUUCUUUCUCUUCAUAUGGUCCCAUUUACAUUCUGUACCUCCACUUCUUACUUGUAUCUUGAUGUUUUCUUACCACACACGGACCUAUAUCGGCCAUCCCAAAUGGGACACCUGCCCAACAAUUUAUAGGUAGGCUCUAAAUGCCUGUUUCUCCCAUGAAGAAUACAGUGAGGGGACAGAAGCAUGCUUGUCAGAUUUGUCAGAUGACACAGAGAAAUAAAUGAUAUAUCCUGUUUCAACUGGCAGAUUUAGGAUUAAUUUAUUCAAUGAAUAUUCAUUGAAUUAUAACUAUGUACUGACACUAGAAUAUAGACAUCACCAUUAUUUUAAAAUACCUGAACAUAAGACUGAAACUAAAAGGAUGAAAUUCAGUAGGCAUUAGUAAGAAACUAUAUUCUAGUUGCUUAAAUGCAACCCUCUAAAUACAGAGAGGUGGUGGGAAGGGUCCUGAAAAGUCCUGGUUUCAUAGCAGUUCACGUCAAAAUAGGAGUUCGUUGUUGAAUCAGGAGUGUAUCAUGAUUAUUCACAAAGUCAGUGCGUCAGCCUGUGGUAACAAAAGCCCAGGGAGCCCUGCAUGCUGCAUUGGUCAGUCCACUUCUGGAUGGAAGGCUGAGUUCCAUUCUGGGUACCAUAUUUUAUGAAAGACAUUAAUAAAUUGUGUCCAGAGGCAGGUGAUCAGGGUUGUGAAGGGUCUGAUGAUAUAAGGAGCAGGGGAAUAGAAUAGGAGAGAACAAAAUAAUAUCGCUGCCUUGAAAUUUCUGUUGAGUGUUAAUAAAAAGGAGAGGAAUUAGACUUACCCUGUGUAAUUUCAAAGGGCAAAAAUAGGAACAAAGAGGAACUUUCUAGAUGACAGAUGUUUGCUUCAACAUAAAGAAUUUUCUAAUAAGAGUGGUUCUAAAGAGGAAUAGACUUGAGCGGUAAAAUUUCCGGUUGUGGCAAAUGCCCAAACAAAGGUUAAAAUAACCAUCAGUCCCAGAUGCUAUGAGAGGGACAUUGGAUUUGGGCUGGAUGGCUACCAAGAUCCCUUCUGCAUAUAGGUUCAUCUCAGUAGUAACAGGACUCUCUAACUCUAGUUGUUUUUUCUUUGGUAAGUGGUUUUGUAUGCUCUUUGAAAUACAGUGGGGCUCCCUGGAGGUCUUUGUCAAGUGAGGCAUAGUCCUUCCCCUGUUGUAUGAGAGACACAUGAGAUUCCUCAUAAAAACAUCAAGGUGGACUGAAGAGCUGGCAAGGUGAAGGUCAUUCUGGCACCUUCCUUACUUAGGGUUAGUGCCUGUGCACCCUCUCAAGAUCUCUGCCUCACCUGCUAGCGCGUGUGUAUUGCUUAUUGAAACUUUUCCCCCCACCAUAGUUAAUUCUCACUGCCUUUGUGCUUUUACCUGGGCUUUUUUUUUUUUUUUUUUUUUAAACCAACGCUUGGGAAAAUCCCUUCCAUGCUAUCUACAUCAACAAGCAAAUUAUUAUUAAUUAAAAAAAAAACUAUCACCUUGAUUUCAUCAAAUUUGCUUUCCCACUCGUAUUUUUGGGAAACUAAUUAUGGGUAGCAUUUAGGGGUUUGGGAAAUACAAUACUAUAUAUGUUAGGCCUAGUGUUUUGUUAGUAGGCUACCUAGAAAACACAGUUAGGAAAAUUGCCUUUUUGGUGUGCGAAUUCUAAGUUUGCCUCUGGACCUGGAUUGUGUUUAUGUGUGGUCACAAAAAUCCUUGUCUGUGUUAGCAAUAAUGUGAAAUGAAAAGUAAGUUCAUUUUACCAAUACAUAGUAUUAUUAUUAGAACAUAAAUUAGAUGUCACAUGAUAUUAAGAGCUAUGCUUUCUUCUGAGUCCAGUGGCUUGCUUUGUGACUUUAUUGUAAAAGAGGAUAAGAAAUGUACUCAUUAUGAUAGGUCAAAGGAGAAUGAAGUUAAGAUAUUUGGGGGGGGGGCAUUAAAAACCCUCUUUGCCACUCUUACAAACAUAAUACUAGUUAUUUCUUAUCAAAGUUUUGCAUUUCACUUAUAUUAAAUAUUAUCAUUUUUUUUUCUACUUGGGUCUUUCCUCGCUCUCAGCAUUCCUGCAUUAUUGGCAGGACUCAGAACUCUUGAGAACUUUUUUUAUGUAAUGUAUUUCUAUUUGAAAUGGGACUAAUUUCUAUUCAAAUCCAGUGGGUGAGAGCAAGAGUUUAUUUCCCUAGAAAUCAGUGCCCCCAAGAAAUAUGAUCCAUGAUGGCAAAGAAUGUAUCUUGUUCUUUGUUUCCUGUACCUAGGACAAAGCUUGGGAGUAUAAUAGGUUUCAGCCACUUUAAAUCCUUGCUGAUAGGACAAACAUAUAUUAAUGAAAUACAAGGAAGUUAUUAGGGGAUGCCUGGCUGGCUCAGUUGAUACUGCAUGCUGCUCUUGAUCUCAGAGUCCUGAGUUCCAGCCCCACGUUGGGUGUAGAGCUUACUUAAAAAAAGAGAGAGAGAGAGAGAGAGAGAGAAAUUAUUAGGUAUUCAGUAAGUGCUGAAUGAACACUGACCCUGGAACUCUACGAUACUUAACCCUUACUUAUCAUCAGAUACUUAUAUUAAAGCAAGCAAGCAUGCUUUAUUUCGUGGAAGACUUUUUUUUUUUUAUUCCUGCUUCCCCUGUCAACCAAUAGCUGUCAGCACUUAACAUGCAGUUGAAUUUAAACUACAGUUUACUUUACUCAUAUUGAAAAACAUUUUUGUGCCCAAAAUAAAAUAGCACAGAUGUUAUCCAUAGUGAAGAUAUUGACUCAAUUUUAUUUCUUCAAGCCAGAUCUUGAUCAGACAGAUCUUGCCCAUUUGAAUAGCCAGCAGGAGAAGAAAGCAUGGCCGGUCUUGAUGUGUGAGGUCCUUGUUCUCCCCCAACAGUAAGCACUGACCAACAUUACUGGGUACCUCCUUUGUCACCCUAUGAAGAUGGAGGUCAGAGAGUAAGAAUGAAAUUUGUGAAAUGAAAUCAUGAUUUCACGGCUGCCUUCAGUCUCAUUAUAAGAUUAGUGGUAGGAAAGCACAGGAUGAUCUGAUUCUUUUUUUCUUAAAAGCCUUGGGAAUAUUAAAUUAAUUUGAGUAGGAAGCACUGCCACCUCGCCUACUUUUAGAAUUCUCCCACAUUUAGAAUUUCUCCCACUUGAGGCUGAUAACUUUAACUCUUCUACAAACAGUGAUCAUGGUUAAUUCUAGCAUUUCUAGAGUUUAGGUCAUGUUAAGAAUGCAGUUUACCAAAAAAUUUUAACAAAACUGACCCAAAAGAUUGUACCCACCAAAAAAUAUCAGCUAGUAUAAGCAAAUCAUCUUUAACACCUUAUACCAAGUCCCAUCCAAACUAUGACCACUCUUUAUUCAACAUCAGCCGUGGCAUUCUCACCAGAUUUUAAAGAUGUUUCCUAAACAUUACCACUAUUUAAGUGCCAAUUCCCUACAAAUCACCAUUUCUUCAUCAUUUUAUAGUUGUGCUAUUUGUAAAUGAAACUUGCUUUGGAUAUUGUGACUUGUAUUUAUGUAUUUAAGGAAUUAAAGGUGAACAAGAUUAGAAAAUAAACGUAUCAGUAAUAUUUUCCCAUGUAUUAACUAAAAGAAGGACUAUGUAAUUUUCACAUUUCUUCUAGUGUGCCUUAGCGAAUCUGCUUGAGAGUCUAGUUUCUUGUUUUUCUUUUAAGAAUUGAAGGGGUGGAGGAAACACAACUCUGAACUUGGAAUUCCAGAUCUGUAAAGACAGAAAUUAUCCAUAAUAAUGUAUUUGGUACCUGGACAGAGGAAAACAAUAACUGUGUAUACUGAACAGCUAUAAAAGAACAGACUCAAAAAUUAGAAUUUCAGUAUGAAAAGACUAAGUGUAGAGAGGUGACAAAUAGAGCACUGGCCACCAAACCUCAAAAUACUUGAACUAGAGAGCAUCCCUUAAAGGAAGGAGCUCUAGGAAAAAUAAAAGAUUAUGUGGUGGGGCUAAACAGUAGAAUGAUUUCAGUUCAAAUAUUUAUCAAGUGUCUACUCUGGUCCAAGUUCCGUGCAGCCAGCUUCCUUAAAAGGAGGUAAGGUCAAAGUCAAGGACACUGAGCAUUGUUGAUGUGAAGUCAUUGGAGGGAUUGCCCUUUAUCAAGGGAAAAUUAGAGUUUCUAUGAAGCUUUGAAGGGCAUAGUCAUGGAGACAAUCACCAUGUGAAGUAACUUGCUGUUUUCACAACUGGACCUCAGCAACCUCAGCUAAAAAACUGAAAAAGCUGAACUAAUGGUCCCUGCCAGCUCCAGUUUUAUGGAUUAUUUUAUAAAAGAGCCUUUGGUGCCAUUGUUAAUGAUACUUCAUGUCUGUAGGACUCUUCAUGUAGUCUCAAGAACCAAUAUCAGCUGGCCCAUCUUUUUCCUUUUUAUGUCUCUAUCCUUUACUGUCUGCCCAGACGACAAACACAGAAAACUCUGCAGUCCUCUGUUUUGUAGCUGGAGGAUCAAAAGGAUGGUGGCCAUCAGCAAGAACAGUGCUCUGUAAGUUCUACCUGCAUCACCCAGCACAACAGGGCUGUGAGUGUGAGGAGGAACAGACCAGACAGGGCUCCAAAAUGGGUGUUGGGAUUUGGGGAUUACUUGAAGCAAACGUAGGUCUAACCCUCCAAGGUACUGAGGGGCCACAUUAGGAUGAUCUAUGAUUUAUAGUUAUGUCCUUUUACACAAAAGACCGCAGAAAUUGAGGGAGGAAAAAAAAAUGCUCCGUAAACAUUCUGGGACUAUUUGUAAAACAGUUAUGGCAAAGUGAGAUGAGAGCAAGGGUCAGUUCUCUCUAUCCUCACUGUCUAUUAGUCACAUGAAAAUGUAGUUAAAAAUUUUUUUAAACAUCCAGAAGCCACAAAAUACCAUCUCUUUUGUGGUCUAUGUUAGUAUGAUUUUAGUUUCUUAUACUUAGAAUGGGGUCAAAUGUAAAGGCUCAAUUCAAACUGGACCGAGCACGGAAUUUUAGCAUCCUCUUCCUGGUCAGUCCCAUGUGCCUCAGAUCAAACCCUCAGUGCCGGUCAUGGACACCAUCUAGCCACGGUCAUCUUGCCUCCAUGUGCUUCAGGAUCAGCAACCCCAGGUAGUAUCCAAUGCAAGUAGAUCUGGGAAAGCAGAUGUGCACAGACCUGGACCAAAGGGUUGAAGGGUUUUGAAGUCAAAGGUGAAAGGGAAGAUUUUUGAGUUCCUCUAACCCUAAGCCAGCAUUCACUUGACCUUUGUGUCCACCUGCCAACAGAACCUGGAGAAAACGUAACCAUUUGCAAGAAAAUAAACAGAAUCAGUGUUUUAGCCCGGGGAGUGUGAUAAAAGAGCUCUCCUGCUGACCCUCCACUUUUGUAAUGUCCAUCAGUGAAUUUCAAUCUGUCAGGAUGGAGAGACCCAAGAUCUAAUGAGUGAUUCAGCUGAUCCAAGGCUUGUAUUUCCUUCCUUCAUCAUCCACCCUCAUUUGGUGUAACUUCUUGUACUAGUGUGAUUAAUUUUAUGUCAAACCAGUUUACUUUUUUUAAAAGAAAAAGAAUAUGUGCCUAUGUAAUAAAGUCUACACACUGGCUAACUUUAUAGAGGUAAGGUUCUGUUUUUUAUUGUUCUGCUGAUUAUUGUCUGUAAUACCCUUUUUUUGAGCUAUGAAAACAAGCUAUUAAUAAAUCUUUUUAAACACAA
Lutra lutra (Eurasian river otter) is the source of this 10442-nucleotide messenger RNA. RefSeq names its product stonin 2 (gene STON2). The coding region runs from base 791 to 3649 and encodes 952 amino acids. Lineage: Eukaryota; Metazoa; Chordata; Mammalia; Carnivora; Mustelidae. Gene Ontology annotation, biological process: regulation of endocytosis; synaptic vesicle endocytosis; clathrin-dependent endocytosis. Gene Ontology annotation, molecular function: clathrin-cargo adaptor activity. The transcript has 10 exons. Gene Ontology annotation, cellular component: AP-2 adaptor complex; synaptic vesicle. The record is from RefSeq and is a predicted model, not a curated record.